This is a messenger RNA of Adineta ricciae, 3756 nucleotides long. NCBI's taxonomy places the organism in Eukaryota, Metazoa, Rotifera, Eurotatoria, Adinetida, Adinetidae. The record is from the annotation of a GenBank genome assembly.
AUGCAAAAUAUUUUUACAAAAUCAAAUAACGAAUAUGAAAAAUUGAUCGAUACGAAAAAAUCAUAUUAUGAUGGUAAUAAUAAGAAAUGUUCGAAUCAAUCAACAUCAUAUCUCGAAUGGGCUGAAUCAUCUUGGACUCGUUGGUUACAUUUAAUAUGUUGGUGGUGGAUUAAACCUCUUCUUUCUAUAGCUUAUACAAGGUCAUUAAAUGAAAAUGAUCUUGAUGAUUUACCCUACAACGAUAAAUCUUCUAUUCUAUUAAAUAGAUUCGAGUCCUAUGACUGGACUAAUAAACCAAUAUGGAAAAUUAUUUUUACACAAUUUCGAAAAGAACAUAUUUAUGUCGGUCUAUUACAUAUUCCAUUUAUACUAACACGUAUUAUUCAACCAUUACUUGUUCGUCAAAUAGUUUUAAAAAUUAUUAGUCAUCCGAAAUCAUUCAUUACAAUUUAUAUAUAUGCUAUUUUAUUAUUUAUAUUCGCAAUUUUAAAUACCAUAUUCUAUCGACAAUCAGAUUUUCUUUCUAUUCGUAUUGGUAUAAGAAUUCGUAAUUCGUUUCUAACAAUGAUUUAUAAACAGUUAAUAUUAACAAAAUUAACAAUAUUACAACAAAUGAAUACUGGUUAUAUUAUUAAUAUCAUCAAUCAAGAUACGAAAAAAUUAGAACAAGCAUUUUCCUAUAUACAUAAACUUUGGCAAGGACCAAUGGAAGCUAUAAUUAUUUUUGGAUUACUUUGUUGGAUUAUGAAACCGAUACCAACAUUAAUUGGAUUUAUUAUAAUGAUUAUAUCUAUUGUUAUACAAUGUAUUCUUUGUUAUAAAAUAGGAAAAUAUUGUAAUAUAACAACAUCUUUUAGUGAUAAACGUGUACAUGCUUUUAAUGAAUUAAUUCAUAAUUGUGAUAUUAUUAAAAUGUAUAAUUGGGAAAAAUUAAUUCAAGAACAAAUAUAUCAAUUACGUCAAAAUGAACUUGAUAGUAUUCGAUGUGCUUCUCGUUUUCGAGCAUUAUAUACAAAUCAAUUCUUUGUAUCAACAUCUAUAUUAGCAUUUGUGACAUUUUCUAGUACAUGGUUAUUAAAUUAUUCUAUAGAUUCGAUCAAUAUAUUUACUACUUUAGCUUUUUUUUCUUUAAUACGUGAUGGAUUUAUGUAUUCUUUUCCAGAUAGUCUUGAAAAAUUAACUGUCGCACAGUUGGCAUCUAAAAGAAUACAAUCACUUCUUAUGUUAACGAUGCAACAUGAAGAGAAAUAUUUACCAUCAAUAUCUUCAAUUAAUAAUUCACAACAAGUAGGAGGAAUUUUUAUGAAAAAUGCAUCAUUUUCUUGGUCUAAUGAUCAAUCUUGUUUAUCAUCACUUAAUGUCACUAUUGAAUCAGGUUCAUUAAUUGGUAUAGUUGGAUCAGUUGGAUCAGGUAAAUCAUCUUUUCUUCAAGCUAUUCUUGGUGAAAUAAAUUUAAUUAAUGGUCAAAUUGAUACAACCAAUAGUUCAUUUGCUUAUUCAGCUCAAAUACCAUGGAUAUUUGUUGAUACAUUAAGAAAUAAUAUUCUUCUUAAUCAAGUAUAUGAUGAACAACGUUAUAAAGAUAUAAUUUAUGCUACUUGCCUUGAUAUUGAUAUUCAAUUAUUAGGAUUAGCAGGUGAUUUAACAAUGAUUGGUGAAAGAGGUAAGAAUCUCAGUGGUGGACAAAGAACACGAGUAUCAUUAGCUCGAGCUUUAUAUACAAAUGCUGAUAUUUAUUUAUUUGAUGACCCAUUAGCUGCUGUUGAUCAACUAGUAGCAAAACAAAUUUUUGAUCGAUGUUUUGGUCCAAAUGGUUUACUAAAAAAUAAAACUCGUCUAUUAGUUACUCAUCAAACACAAUUUCUUAGAGAUGCACAUCAAAUUAUUUAUCUUUCACAAGGACAAAUUUAUCCAUAUGAUUAUUUAAAUCAAAAUAAAAUUAUAGAAAAGCAAGUAAACAAUCCAGAAACAUCGGAUUUAUUAUCUGAUGUGUUAAAUGAUAAACCAAAUAUUGAAGAUAUUCAAUCAAUUAUUGUUGAAGAAAAACCACUCAAUACUAAAAAUAUUAGUUGGUCUCUAUGGUAUCAUCUUUUUACUUCUCCACCAUUACAUAUAUCUGGUUUAUUUUCUCUAAUUAUUCUAUUUAUAUUAACUGAAAUAUUUUAUGAUGGUACUAAUUAUUGGCUUAGUAAAUCUUUAAAACAAUUUAAUACAUAUGAAUGUCAUUCAAUAAAUUUCAUUUCUUCAUAUUUUAUUUUGACAAUAAUAACAGUUUUGAUCAAUUUAUUAUGUUUGAUUUAUUUUUAUUAUAUUAUAUUAAAUGGUACAAAUUAUUUUCAUAAUAAAAUGGUAAAAGGUUUAUUAUAUACAUCAAUGCAAUUUUUUGAAAGUAAUCCUAGUGGAAGAAAUCUUAAUCGAGCAAGUAAAGAUCAAGAAAUAAUUGAUGAACUAUUACCAAGAACAUUACUAACAGGUUUAUUAGGAUUAAUAACAUUAAUUGGUUCAUUUGUUAUUCUUUGUUUUACAAGUCCAUAUUUAUUAUUAUUAUUAUUAAUAUUAAUUCCUAUUUUUCUUCUACUUUUUCAUUAUUAUCAAACAUCAUUAUAUCAAUUAAAGCAAUUUGAAAGUAAAACUCGUAGUCCUAUAUCAAAUCAUGUUAUGUCAUCUCUAAAUGGAACUGUUACGAUUCGUGCAUUAAAAGUUCAAAAUUAUUUUAUUUAUUUAUUUACUAAUAUAAUAGAUAGAAAUACAAAUGCUUGUACUAAUAUUUAUGGAGCAUUAAAUUGGUUUUCAUUUCGACUUGAAUUUAUGGGUGCUUUGAUCAUGUUUGUUGCUACAAUACUUGUUAUUCUCUUUCAUAAUCAAAUAGAUCCAUCAAGAAUUGCUUUUACUUUAGCUUAUGCAAUAUCUGUUUCAUACUGGCCUCAACGAACAAUUCGAAAAAUAACUGAAGCAGAUAUAUUAAUGACUAGUGUUGAACGUAUUAAUGAAUAUGGUCAACUAACAUUAGAAGAAGAUUAUGGAGGUGAUCAAAAAUUAAUAAUUACAUCAGAAACUUGGCCCAAUAAUGGAAAAAUUCAAUUCGAUAAUUAUUCAGUAUGUUAUCGAAUUGGAUUAGAACCAGUUUUAAAAAAUCUUUCAAUUGAAAUAAAACCUGGUGAAAAAAUUGGAAUUAUUGGUCGUACUGGUGCUGGAAAAUCAUCUCUUUUUAAAAGUAUUUUACGAUUUCUUCCUCGAAUAAAUAUAAAUGGAAUAAUUUUUAUUGAUGAUAUUGAUAUUAGUCGAAUUACACUUAAUCAUUUACGAUCACAUCUAAGUGUUAUUCCUCAACAAUCAAUUCUAUUUAAUGGUACACUUCGAUAUAAUCUUGAUCCAUUUAAUCAAUAUUCUGACGAACAAUGUUGGAUGUCACUUGAAGAUGUUCAAUUAAAACAAUUUGUUUCAAAUCAAACAAAUGGUCUUCUUAUGAAUAUUGCAGAAAGUGGUUCGAAUUUAAGUGUUGGUCAAUGUCAAUUAAUUUGUAUUGCUCGAGCUGUUUUAAAAAAAAGUAAAAUUUUAUUAAUUGAUGAAGCAACAGCAAAUAUUGAUCAUAAAACUGAUGAAAAAAUUCAAGAUAUAAUUGCAAAGAAAUUUCAAGAUCGAACUGUUUUAACAAUUGCACAUCGAUUAAAUACAGUUAUGAGAAGUGAUCGUAUACUUGUUUUAGACAAAGGUUUUGUUGUUAACUUUGAUAUACCAUCAAAUAUUUUUCAAUAG